GAGGGCGGAGCCGCCGGUGGUGGCGGCAGCGGGGGGCGGGCGCCGGCACUCGGAGUCGGGCGCCGCGCAGAGUUGCCACCGCCGGGCCUGAGGCCGAGCAGCCGCCGCCAUGCCCUCGGAGAAGAGCUUCAAGCAGCGCCGUACAUUCGAGCAAAGAGUGGAAGAUGUACGACUGAUUCGAGAGCAGCAUCCAACGAAAAUACCAGUGAUCAUUGAAAGGUACAAGGGAGAGAAGCAGCUUCCAGUUUUGGAUAAGACCAAGUUCCUGGUGCCAGAUCAUGUCAACAUGAGCGAGCUAAUCAAAAUUAUCAGGCGACGCUUGCAGCUGAACUCCAACCAGGCCUUCUUCCUCCUGGUGAACGGGCACAGCAUGGUCAGCGUGUCCACCCCCAUCUCCGAGGUGUACGAGAGCGAGAAGGACGAGGAUGGCUUCCUCUACAUGGUCUAUGCUUCUCAGGAGACUUUUGGAGUGCAAUCUUCUGUCUAACCCCCCCCUCCCCGAAGUGGCUUCUAGCCUAGGAGUUUGGUUGGCCCUUGGUCAUCACCCCCACACUCUCCCCACGCACACACCCCAGGGAAAGAAACGGAUGUCACCUCCGCUCUCAGUACCUUAGCAUAGUCUUGCUUUAGCAGGUGUCUCAUCUUACCUUGGUUGUGACUAUUAAACAGUGCAGACCAGCACCUCCAGCUUUGAAACCUGCUGUAAUAUUCCACACAGGCACAUUUACCUUGCUGGACUUUCUGAAUGGAACCCAGUGGUGCAUGUGACAGUUGUAAAUAAAGGGACACCCGAUCGACUUUGAACAAGCCAACAGGCACCAGGGAGGAGCCAAAGUGUUUUGUGUGACAGCUGUCUGGAAAAGCUCCCUGUAAUUCCUUCACUUUUUUUAAUUAUUAUUUUUAAUUUUUUUUUUUUUAAUGGGAAGGCUUCUCAUAAGAGCAAAAAUGUUUUAAUGUUCCAAAGUGGAGCUUUGUCUGCUGCAGCUGGAUAAGGGUUGAAUCAGAGCUGCAGUGAGUUAAGGCAAGUGCUUGGGGUGAGCUGGGGGAGUGCAACUCUUUUAUUUUUAUUUUUUUUUCCUCCAGUUUUCGUGGCACUGCAAGUUUAGGAACGGUGCCAGGUUCAGAAAUACUCAUACCAAACACCACAGCUUUAUUGUAGUUGUUUAGGAAGUGAUUAACUAUAUAAAACACACACCUGGAUAGGUAACACUGAAAUAAACUUGAGUCAGUUCUGCAGUUUCCAACGUCUGUGCAUUCAGGGGGACAGGGAGAAACCCCCCCUCUCUUUUAGAAGCAGCUCAAGCCCAGGAGCUGCUGUCAAGAGUUGAUGAACAAACGAUUUAUAUAUCAUUAUUUUUCUCUCCAUCACUGAAACCUCCUGCCACGUGGGGGGGUUUGGAAGACAUUGGUGUUACCACUGUCCCGAGCAGCCUGUGCAGAGGAGAGGCAUCCCUUAGGACCUGUGGUUUUUUGGGUUUUUUUUGUGUUUUUUUUUCCCCUCUAUAGAGUCGUUGUCCAAGUGAAGUGUAGCAGGAUGAGGUUACUCUUGUAUAUUAUGUGUCUGUGAACUAACUCCAUCCGUUACUGGAAGCUAACUUACUAGAACAGGGGGGGUGGGAAAAGAAGCAAUACUACUGCAUCUUGGCACUCUAGCUCAAUAAUAAGGUGUACAAUUUGUACCUAUCUACACCUCUUUGCAUGCAUCUCCUUCACAAGGCUUACUUCCAAUUUUAUUUUUUUGUUUUUUAAAUUGUUCUUUGUGUUUUUACUCCAAGGUAAAACUUUUAAAUGCAGCUUGUUCUACGUUUAGUUCUGUUCUGUGGAAGGAAAACUGUUUAACUCAUUAAACUGACAACCAUCCUUGUAAUUACAAACGUGAUUGACUGAUAAUUCCUGUACAAAUGUUGCUUUUUUAAGAUUAAUACAGUGCUGAUAUGGAUGGAUUACAUCCCAGCUUCA
Calypte anna (Anna's hummingbird) is the source of this 1959-nucleotide messenger RNA. It is a transcript of the gene MAP1LC3B, whose product is annotated as microtubule associated protein 1 light chain 3 beta. Gene Ontology annotation, biological process: autophagosome assembly; macroautophagy; cellular response to nitrogen starvation. The transcript has 4 exons. The record is from RefSeq and is a predicted model, not a curated record. Gene Ontology annotation, cellular component: autophagosome membrane; cytosol; autophagosome. Bases 110 to 487 code for a protein of 125 amino acids. NCBI's taxonomy places the organism in Eukaryota, Metazoa, Chordata, Aves, Apodiformes, Trochilidae. Gene Ontology annotation, molecular function: ubiquitin protein ligase binding.